Molecule: messenger RNA, 1061 nt
Organism: Pelagomonas calceolata
Lineage: Eukaryota; Pelagophyceae; Pelagomonadales; Pelagomonadaceae
Source: the annotation of a GenBank genome assembly
UGCCGCUAGGACCGAUCCCGGGGCCUUUGUCUCGUGUGUGCGCCUGCUCUGCGCUUUGAUGGUCCCAGAUUGUAUUCACGGGAGUUAUUGAUCCUGUUCUCUCGUUUGCCGACCGCUGGUUGCCCACGCGCUGCACCCCAGGCUGCACCACUACCACGCCGCUCCAAGGGAACCGCAUGCGCAGCCGCGAAAAGAUGUACCAAGCUUUCGCGCGGAACGACCCUGAGCUGCGCGCGCGGCGCAAGCUCGAGCGGGCGGCCGCGCGGCGCCGCAACGACCAGAACUGGGGCGCCAUCUGGGCCGCGCCCGCAGCGGCGCCCGAGCCUGUCGCAGUGGUGCCGCCGCCCGCAUCGCCUGACGACGCCGCGGCGCCGGCACCCGCGCCCGAAACCGCGGCUAGUGACGCCGAGCCAGCGGCGGCACUGGUUGCGCUUUUGCGAGCACGUGACGAGCCGGCGGCGGCGGCGGCGCUCUCGCACGAGGAAGCCGCGGCGCCACCGUCAUUACACGACGACGCCGAGCCCGCGGCGGCGGAGCCGUCGCACUCGCCGCGUGACGACGCCGCCGCAAAAGCAAGAGCCUUCGCCCAGAAGCGCCAGCAGCACUACAACAUGGCCGGGCUCCUAGGAAGGAAGUGGGAUGAGGAAGACGAGAUGGAGGACGACGACGCAGCGCCACCGCCACCACACGACGACGCCGCGGCGCCGUCGCCGCCGCCACCCUCGGAAGACGCCGCGCCACCACCGCCGCCGCACGAGUCGGACGACGAGUCCCCGCCGCUCCGCCUCCCGGCGACGGGCCAGACGGGCACGCAGUGGUCGCAGUGGACGACGGGCCCGGCGUCGCAGCGCGCGGCGUCGCAGUGGGCGUCGCCGCCGCCGCCGGAGUGGGACGACGCGCUCCGGCGGCGCCUGCGCGCCGCGGCGCCGGUCGACGCCGCGAACGCGGCCUGCGUGGCCUACGCCGCCGACGAGCGCGCGCGCGCCGCGCUGCCGACGAUGAACGUGUCGCGCGGGGACGUGGACGUGCUGUUCGCGCCCGAGGAGGGGGCUUGGGACUAG